Messenger RNA from Entrophospora sp. SA101, 948 nucleotides. NCBI's taxonomy places the organism in Eukaryota, Fungi, Glomeromycota, Glomeromycetes, Entrophosporales, Entrophosporaceae. The record is from the annotation of a GenBank genome assembly.
AUGAGGAUAGUCUGUAUCAGUUCUUAUGCCUUUCAACGUCCAUUCUUUGAAGGAUUUAAAGAUGUCACGAAAAGAAUAAAACUAGAGUUUAUAUCAACAACACUCACUAACAGUACUUAUGAACAAUUUUCUCAAAAUCCUCAAAUAUUAAGUGAUAAAACACUAGUUGUCAAAUUUAACAACAAUUAUUAUUCUUGGUCUACGGCUGCACCAAUAAUUGCUUCACUUUUGAUUUUCAAGAAGCCACUUCCAGAAUCGACAAUGGCAUCAUUGGCUAACAAUAGAUUAGAACCUGAUCGCCGGAGAUAUAGUUUAAGGGAAUGGAGUAGAUGGUGGAGUCGUUCUUCAAGUAUAGAACGUCCAAUAAAUAAUAUUAGGGAUAAAGAAAAAGCCAUACAAGAAACUGAAAAGGAUCAAAAUAAAUCAAAGAAGUUUUAUGCAAAAACUUUACGUCUAACUUCAGAUCAAUUAAAAAGUCUUAAUUUGAAAAAAGGGAUGAACACUAUUAUAUUUUCUGUUGCUUCUUAUAAAGGAAAAGCAACUUGUGCUGCUAGAAUUUUUUUGUGGGAUUAUGAUACUAAAAUAGUGAUCUCAGAUAUUGACGGAACUAUCACAAAAUCCGAUGCUCUUGGUCAUGUAUUUGCAAUGAUUGGCAAAGAUUGGACACAUUCUGGUGUUGCUAAAUUAUACAGUGAUAUAAGAAGAAAUGGUUAUCAAAUUUUAUAUUUAACUAGUCGUGCAAUAGGACAGGCAAGUUAUACUAGAGGAUAUUUACAAAAAGUUGAACAAGGUAAAUAUCAACUACCAGAUGGUCCUGUCAUAAUGUCACCAGAUCGAUUAUUAACCGCUUUUCAUAGAGAAGUGAUAAUGCGAAAACCAGAAGUUUUUAAAAUGUCAUGUCUACGUGAUGUUAAAAAAUUAUUUGAUGAUCAUAAUCCUUUUUAUUGA